CCCCGCAGGGGGUGCUGGGAUUCGUAGGCCGUCAAAGGUAAUUGUAUGCAGGUGUCGCGAGGGGUGCUGGGAUUUGUAUGCGUCCCCCGUAGGGGGUGCCGGGAUUUGUAGUCUCGAUAGCGCCUGCUCGCUGCGUGGGACCAGGAGGAUGGCGGGCCUGGAGCUGCUCUCCGACCAGGGCUACCGGGUGGACGGCCGGCGACCGACCGAGCUGAGGAAGAUCCGUGGCCGCAUGGGCGUCUUCGCGCAAGCCGAUGGCUCGGCCUAUAUCGAACAGGGGAACACCAAGGCCCUGGCGGUGGUAUACGGACCGCAUCAGAUCCGUGGGGCUCGCAGUAAGGCCCUCCACGACAAGGCCACUGUGAACUGCCAGUACAGCAUGGCGACCUUCAGCGCUGGUGAGCGGAAGAGGAGGUCUCACGGUGACCGCAAGUCCACGGAGAUGACCCUGCACCUGAAGCAGACCUUCGAGGCCGCCAUCCUGACACAGCUGUACCCGCAGUCCCAGAUUGACAUCUAUGUGCAGAUUUUGCAGGCGGACGGCGGGAACUACUGCGCCUGCGUGAAUGCGGCCACGUUGGCGGUGAUCGACGCCGGCAUUCCCAUGCGAGACUACGUGUGCGCCUGCUCCACGGGUUUCAUCGAGGACACCCCUCUGACGGACCUCAGCUACAUCGAGGAGUCGGCGGGGGGGCCGCAGGUGGCCAUGGCCGUGCUGCCCAAGUCGCAGCAGAUCGCGCUGCUGGAGAUGAACGCGCGGCUACACGAGGACAACCUGGAGAAAGUGGUGGAGGCGGCGGUGAAGGCGUGCCAGGAUGUCUAUACUGUACUGGACCGUGUGGUCAGGGAGCACGUGCAGGAGGUCACUGCGUUGGCCGGUGAAUGAACCCACAGCUCUGUGUUUGUAAAUAAAUGGUUUGUACCAAAA
Messenger RNA from Hypanus sabinus (Atlantic stingray), 928 nucleotides. RefSeq names its product exosome component 4 (gene exosc4). The record is from RefSeq and is a predicted model, not a curated record. Gene Ontology annotation, biological process: nuclear mRNA surveillance; poly(A)-dependent snoRNA 3'-end processing; U4 snRNA 3'-end processing. The transcript has 3 exons. Bases 149 to 886 code for a protein of 245 amino acids. Lineage: Eukaryota; Metazoa; Chordata; Chondrichthyes; Myliobatiformes; Dasyatidae. Gene Ontology annotation, cellular component: cytoplasmic exosome (RNase complex); nucleolus; nuclear exosome (RNase complex).